Messenger RNA from Haemonchus placei, 315 nucleotides. Lineage: Eukaryota; Metazoa; Nematoda; Chromadorea; Rhabditida; Trichostrongylidae. The record is from the annotation of a GenBank genome assembly.
AUGGCAAUAAAGAAGCUUGAUGGUGAUGGAGGGCUGAGCUGGAGAGUAGCCAAGCCUCACCAGCUCGUACUCACAAACGGCCAGAUCGAUACUCUCCUUCACGCUGGCUACGUGCGCGACGAGGGAGGAGGCGAGGCACAAGGCACAUGCGAACUGGCUUGGGUCCCUCGCGAUCGAAUUCACUCACCACAACAACUAUGCCCCUUUUCAGCCGCACGCCAAAUGCCACAUACACAUUCACCACCCACCGACGACUGCACUACUGUCGCUCUUUAUUUGCUUAAACAUCGUCACCACAACACCACGGCGCUCUGA